Messenger RNA from Adineta ricciae, 927 nucleotides. Lineage: Eukaryota; Metazoa; Rotifera; Eurotatoria; Adinetida; Adinetidae. The record is from the annotation of a GenBank genome assembly.
AUGUCUUCGAUUAUAUUCCCUGGUAUCCUCUUAGUGAACUAUCUAUUACUCAAAUCCCAUACAUAUGCACAAGGAAUCAGUUAUAUCAAUCUUCAUUUUUAUUAUAAAGAACUGUUUUUCGAUGUCAAAGAAUUCAAAACUCGUGGAUUAUUAAUUUCUAAACAACAUCUCGAAAAUGUCUAUAUUCUAUCUGGUAAUCUAUGGGGGAAAAAUACAUUUAAUAUCUCCAAGGUGACAUAUAAAAGCUCCUUCAAUCUCAUGUGUGAUACGUGUUUAGGCAAAAGUGGACGUAUAAACAUACUUCUGUCUGAUAUACUAGACAAUUGUAUACAAAUAAUUGGUCCGCAAUACGAUCUAUUACAAUAUUUACAAAAAUUCAUGAAUUCAACCAAGACGGCUAUUUUCCAAUGUACAAUCGAAUUCAUAUACGAUGAAACGCCUGAUAAAGAUAGAUUCCACUUAAGUAAAACUGGUUUAUUUGGUAUUAUUUUUCUAACAACAUGUAUUAUUUUGACACUGCUGGUUUGUGUUGGAUGGUUGGUAAUAUCGUAUUACCGUCGACUAGCAUACCGUCGAAUGAAGACUAAACUGCGAAAAGCACUAGCGCAUUCCGUUCAGCAAGCACUUGAGACUUCUCCGGUGAUUAUCUUCGAUUCGAAGAAUAACGACAAUCCAAACCUUGAUACGGAAACUAUAUGUGCAAUUUGUUUAGACACGUUCAGUGAUAACGAAAAACUCCGUCGACUUCAAUGCUCACACUAUUAUCACGUAUCUUGCAUUGACCCAUGGUUAAUACAACAUCAAAGCUGUCCAUUAUGCAGUCAAAGCGUCCUAGACGGUUUAAUUCCAUCGGUAUCCGAGCAAGUGACUACGCGAGAGAAUACACAACAACGUUCACGCAGUUCAUCUGAUUUGGAACAUCAAUGA